Orussus abietinus is the source of this 1569-nucleotide messenger RNA. It is a transcript of the gene eIF3e, whose product is annotated as eukaryotic translation initiation factor 3 subunit E. The record is from RefSeq and is a predicted model, not a curated record. Gene Ontology annotation, biological process: translational initiation. Gene Ontology annotation, cellular component: eukaryotic translation initiation factor 3 complex; nucleus; cytoplasm. Gene Ontology annotation, molecular function: translation initiation factor activity. NCBI's taxonomy places the organism in Eukaryota, Metazoa, Arthropoda, Insecta, Hymenoptera, Orussidae. The transcript is spliced from 8 exons. Bases 81 to 1394 code for a protein of 437 amino acids.
GCCGUGCCUGGCAUGCAUUUCCGUCGUAUCUGAAGCCGAACGAGGUUAUAUUUGACAUCGCGGAACUCACAGUCGCAAAUAUGGCAAAAUUCGAUUUAACAUCCCGCAUAGGGCAAUACCUCGAUCGGCAUUUGGUAUUUCCACUGUUGGAAUUCUUAUCUGCGAAAGAGAUUUACAAUGAAACUGAGCUGUUGCAAGCCAAACUGGAUAUUCUUAACAAAACUAACAUGGUGGAUUACGCUGUAGACAUUCGAAAGCAACUGUAUCCUGAUUUGGAAGUGACGGAGGAACUGAAAACACGGCGUGCUGAAGUUGUUCAGGAACUCCGUGGAUUAGACAGCAAUGUUUCGGUGGUCGUUGCGCUGAUGAAUAAUGAGGAAGUGAUGAAAAAUAUGGAGAAGAUGAGGGACCCUAAAGCACUUAACAAUUACCUUACACAAGAGUUUAAUUUUAAGAUAGAGAUGAUGGAUAACUUUGUCAAGCUGGCAAAGUAUCGGUAUGAGUGCGGCAAUUAUUCAGUGGCUACCUCAUAUUUAUAUUUCUACAUGCUUAUAAUGCCACCCACAGAUAAGAAUUACUUAAAUGUUCUUUGGGGUAAAUUAGCCUCAGAAAUUCUUGUCCAAAACUGGGAGACAGCAUUAGAAGAUGUGAAUAAACUGCGGGAAUAUAUCGACAGUAACGUUAUUAAUAAUUCGUUACAAGUAUUACAACAACGCACUUGGCUUAUCCAUUGGAGCUUGUUUGUUUUCUUCAAUCAUGUGAAAGGCAGAGAUCUCAUUAUUGAGAUGUUUUUGUAUCGGCCACAUUAUUUAAAUGCGAUUCAAACAAUGUGUCCUCAUAUUCUCCGUUAUUUGGCCACAGCUGUUAUUGUGAAUCGUUCAAGACGAUCCACAUUAAAGGAUCUCGUCAAAGUUAUUCAACAGGAAUCAUACACAUACCGUGACCCAAUUACUGAAUUCCUGGAACACUUGUAUGUGAAUUUUGACUUUGAUGGUGCACGUCAGAAAUUACAGGAAUGCCAGACAGUUGUCUUUAAUGACUUCUUUUUGAUCGCCCUUUUAAAUGAAUUUGUGGAGAAUGCCAGAUUGAUGAUAUUUGAAACCUUUUGUAGAAUUCAUCAGUGCAUUAGCAUUGGAAUGCUUGCGGAAAAGCUAAAUAUGAAAGCUCACGUUGCUGAAUGCUGGAUUGUAAAUUUAAUACGUAACGCAAGGCUGGAUGCUAAGAUUGACAGUAAAUUGGGACAUGUGGUCAUGGGUGGGCAACCCGCGUCUCCUUAUCAGCAGCUCGUUGAAAAAAUCGAAACACUAAGUGUACGAAGCGAAGCAUUAGAAAAUCUAAUCGAAAGGAAGCUGAAAGCUAAAAACCAAGAUACGAGUAGUAUAGUUUGGAACUAAUUUAAAACGGAUACGAAAUCGUGUAAAGUGCGUCACUCAGAAACGAACAUUUGAAUAUAUUACUUAUACAAGCCAGUGUCAAAGUUUCUUUCACAGUGUGAACAAACAUCGUUAAUACGUAAUAUAUUGUCAUAUAAUGGAAAACCAGGUAAUAGAUGAAGGUACUUCAAAUAAA